Heterobasidion irregulare TC 32-1 is the source of this 3288-nucleotide messenger RNA. RefSeq lists its product as uncharacterized. The record is from RefSeq and is a predicted model, not a curated record. Gene Ontology annotation, biological process: autophagosome assembly; piecemeal microautophagy of the nucleus; autophagy of mitochondrion. Gene Ontology annotation, cellular component: extrinsic component of membrane; Atg1/ULK1 kinase complex; phagophore assembly site membrane. The transcript has 17 exons. Lineage: Eukaryota; Fungi; Basidiomycota; Agaricomycetes; Russulales; Bondarzewiaceae. The annotation marks the transcript as partial. Gene Ontology annotation, molecular function: molecular adaptor activity; protein kinase binding.
AUGAUGCAGCUAUGUCGUGCAGAAGACGGGGAGGUUUUCCAAGUCAAUGCCACUCUAUGGGAUAUUGAGAAGCUUGGAAGUCUUGAACUCUUCUUGCAGCAAGAGACAGGGGUAGAGCAAGAUGCCGUCCUUGCCUACCUCUCCGAUGGGCGCAGGUUGAGAAACGACAAUGUCAGAGAGCUCGCGGGCGCCCAUGAUCAGUCGAUAUUCGUGUUCAACAAGUAUUAUCUCGACGAAGACUUGAAAGAAGUCCUCCGAGACCUUCAUGUCAAGCCUCCCCUACAGCCUCCAAUAGAAGAUACAAUCACAGCCACGCCUCCCUUUCGCCCUUCACAGUUGGGCGCUUCCUAUCUGCGCGCGGCACACACGCACCAUCAGGCGAUCGCACAUAUCUUUGUGACCUUACAAUAUCAACAUUCCGCCCUUCGAAUAGCCUCGAGUAGUCUCGAUCUCAACGUCCUCGCAAUCUCUGACGCCUUCGAUGGCAUAUCCGCGAACGCUCAGCGAGAACUCGACAAGCACGCGGCUCUUCUUGCUGGUAUUAGCGUCGAUCUCGAGAUGGUCACCCGCGUAAAUAUUCACCGCGACUUUGUGUCUUCUGCUGUGCGGAGGGCGAUGGACGCUGGUGAGCGUGGGCGGACUCUGGGGGACUAUGUGUCGAGCAUGAAGAUGCGUCAGGUGGCAGGUACUUGUGAGAACACGCAUGAGGACUUAAAGGAGCGAUUCAGAAAAGCUCAGGAAACUAUGUCGCGUCUCUUAGAUGGCACCGCCGAGGUUCGAUCCAUCCUAUCAGACAUCCACCUUUUGAAAGAGGGAGAGGCCAUUUCUCAACAGAGUUCUGAGAAUUAUGAGAGAAUUUCAGAUGCAGCAGCCAUCUUAGAAAGACCCGCCACUGAUCCGGACCGAAUCCUACAAGAGCUUCGACAAUUAGACGCCGCUAUGCGCAGCGCGGUUGAGUCUAUAUCAGACGUGAAGAACGCGUUCACGGAACAAUGCAUGCUUGCACUUCGUCAAAUCAGCUUGCUCAACAAGGAUGUUGUCCAGCUACCGCCGAUGAUGACUGCUCUCCAAGCUAGCUUUCGUGCAAAAAACAGUUUCUCCCAUAUUCAACGGCUACACAACAUGUUGUACGCAUACGGUGCGACUGUUAUCGAGAUUGUCCGGCGGAAAGAGUUUGCACGAUUUUUCUACCAAAGGGCGCAAGUCAUCCUGGAAGUUAUGGCUAAGCUUUCUGCAUCCGAACGGAAACGCCGGCAAGUUUAUCGCGGAGAGAUUCACGGCCAACUACCUUUCGACACAAAGGGCAUAGACGAUCCUGUACCCGCAAUAGACUUCUCACCUACCGGAGGGAGCGAUCUGGAAAGUCCAUAUUCCCUUGAGCGAUCAGAUGUUGAAGAUUUCUUGCGUAUCUUGGACGAACUAGAAACAUAUGCGCAUACACGGACAGACGGAGCCAUCGCCCUCAAUUUCAUUCUCGAGACAAGAACUAGUCUACACAAGUUGAUAGCUAAGAUGGACGGGUUGGAGUCUGGGUUUGACCGCAUCGCAGAACGAUCGUUGCUGUCAUCAUCACGAUUAGCUUUAUCAAGACGUCGCUCAUCAGAAAUUGACGAACACGCAUAUCAAGAACUCGUUGAUCAAUUGCGUGUAUCCGAAAGGUCCAAAGCCGAUCAAGAGAUAUUGUUCACUGAGGAGCGGAACAAACUUCAGUCUGAAAUCUCGCAUCUCAAGUCCGAGCUCGAAGAACUCGAUGGCAAUUCUUCAGGCGAACGUGAACGAGCGGAUCAUCUGGAGCGGGAACUGCACCAGGCUCGUGCGCAGAUCGAGAGCGAAACCACCGCGCGUCGGAUCAUGGAAGAACGACAUCGAGAGCUCCUUGCCGAUAUUGAUAAUCAGCGGAAAGAACUAACACAGGCUCUAGCAGAAGCUACAUGCCAGACGAGAACAGCCGAGAUCUUGCGGCAGCAGCUUGCCCAGGCUCGGUCUGAAUUCGAGGAUGUCAAGACGCUCGAGGCACGAAACGUGGAAAAUAUGACCAAGCUAUUAGAGGAUCAAGAGGAGACUCUGCGCAACCUUGAGAAUGCUCGGUCAAGAGGUGAAGAUUUAGAAGCACAGAUUGGGGCAGCACGGAAGGAGGCUGAGGAAGUUCAGCGUGCGUUGGAAGAUGCUAGGAGGGAAAAGGACAGACUGCUUCGCCAACAAGCAAGUGAGCACGAUCGACAAAUGCGGGACUAUGUUGCGGAGGCCGAUGGGGACCGAGCCGUGUUGGAACACCAAUUCUUAGAGCUCCGUGCGGAGCUUGAGGAUACGGAGCGACAGUUGAAGGAGGCGGCGACCCAGAUAGAGUUGAGGGAAGCCGACAACGUCGGCCUUCGUGAGGAGCUCCAGAGGGUCGAGUGCGAUCUUAGAGAUGCCCAACACAUCGAGUCUGCUCUGCGGGAGGAUCUUAGAGUCGGACAGGUGUCACAGUCAGGCUUUGAACAAAAGGUUGAGGAGGGCAGUCGACUGGUCGCACAGUUGCUAGAUGUUGCCAUUGCUUAUCGUACAGCACACUUCAAGGCGCUAACGCUCGCUCAGGCUGCGAUCUCUCACCCCUCGGCGUCCAAAUCCGGUGCGCAUCUAGGCGACUCUCAGGCGUUCUCGUCCCUAUCUCGUCUUGCUCCCUUAGGUCCUCUUGAGGAGCCAUCGCCCAUCGACCCCUCUGACCCCGCGGUGGCGAUUGAAGCGCUUCGAUCGUUCGAUCAUGACCAGUUCCUGGAGGCUAUCUCCAAAACAGGGUCGACCAUCCGUAAGUGGCAGAAGCAAUGCAAGGAAUACCGAGAGCGUGCGAAGGGCAAGAUCUCCUUCAGAAACUUCGCCAAAGGCGAUUUAGCGCUGUUUUUGCCCACGCGCAAUUCGGUGUCGAAGCCAUGGGCUGCAUUCAAUGUUUCCUUCCCACAUUAUUUCUUACAGGCAAAUGGAUACCUAGCCGAGCAACUCAAGACGAGAGAAUGGAUCGUAGCCCGAAUCACUUCAAUCACCGAACGUGUUGUUGACCAAAAGGAUCCUAGCACUAAUCCCUAUGGCCUUGGCGAUGGUGUCAAGUAUUACAUGCUUGAAGUUGAAGACUGGACUCAGUCCAGUUCGUCGAAGCGGAGAGUUGGCUCACGUAGGGCAUCCAGUGAAACAAAAGAGAGCACUCCAACACCGCUUUCGGCCCCUCCAACAUUCUCGCCUAGCCCACCGCAAAAUGAAGUGGAAGAAGCCUUCCAGGCGACACGCGCACCAAACUCUCAAUUGUUUCCCGUC